CUUACGUCAACCAGGAAGUAAAUGGAAACGGAACCUGUGCCCAGCCUGUCGGUGUGAAUGAGAAGUUAAAUGUGCAGACACUGGAAACGUGUCGACUCGAGACGUUUUAAAUCAGAACGAUGUCUCCGGAUGAGCUGGUGUACUUGGGAAUUCUUGCUGCCUCCAUCCCUAUUGGAUUCCUCUUCCGUCGCUUCAGUCCUCCUGUGAAGCAGGGGGCAGCUCUUCUUCUGGGUCUCUCUAUUACUAUUGCCACCUGUCACAUUCACACACUCCACUCUUUGGUGACGGUGAUUGGAACAUGGAUUAUUAUAAAGAGCAGCUGGCGGCACGCCCCAGCACUGAGUCUUAUCUGGACCUUUCUCUACCUCCUCUUCUUCCGGCUGGCCGCCUGGUUCAGUCUUCCAUUACCGACGUCUUUUGCCAAUGCUGUCCAGCUUCUUCUCACUCUAAAGAUGGUGAGCCUAGCGAAUGAUGUGCACAGCUUCCACAUGGAGAAGAAAAAGGAAGUGAGCUCUUUUGCCAGGUCUCCCGUUGUUGGUGGUAUCUCUCGGGAGCCUUCUCUCUAUGAUCUUCUGUCCUAUAGCUACUGUUAUGUUGGUAUAAUGACCGGUCCAUUCUUUCGCUUCCAAACAUACGUUGACUGGCUGACACAGCCCAGCCCGCUGGCUCUGCCCAGUUGGGAGCCUUGCCUGCAGCGCUUGAAGCCAAUUCCUGUCUACUUUGCACUGUUCCUGGCUGUCAACUCUGUCUUUCCUCUGGAUUAUGUUCGCACUGAGGAGUUCCUGGAUCGAAACUUCUUCUUCAGGUUGUUCUACAUGGUAGCAGUAUUCUUUGUCUUUAGGAUGCGUUUCUAUUCGGCGUGGUGUGGAGCUGAGGCUGGCUGUAUCAGUGCAGGUCUGGGCUGCUAUCCAGAAAAGGCACUGUCGAAACCUGGAGGAGGACCCACUGUCAAUUACAGUCCCGAUCCCACAGCUGAAGAGAAAUAUGAUUUCAAAACCAUCCAGAACAUCGACUGCUACAACACCGACUUCUGUGUGAAGGUCCGACACGGCAUGCAUUAUUGGAACAUGACAGUACAGUGGUGGCUGCGCCACUACGUCUAUCCCAACGCCCCCUUCAAAGCCUAUACACUCAGGGCUGGCUGGACAAUGUUCAUCAGUGCUUACUGGCAUGGAAUACACGCUGGCUACUACCUCUCCUUCCUCACCAUCCCCCUGUGCAUUGCAGCUGAGUCUGCCAUGGAGGUGUCUGUCCGAGCUAAACUGGGCCCUCGUGGACAGAACAUCUUUGACUGGGUUCACUGGUUCUUGAAGAUGAGGGCCUAUGACUACAUGUGCAUGGGCUUCGUGCUGCUGAAGGCUUCUGACACAAUCGAUUACUGGACGUCCAUCUACUUUAUCAUGCACGUCGUUGCUGUUUGCUGUAUAAUAGUGGGCAGGGUGCUGAAGGGAGGCAAAAGAGAAGGGAGGAGAGGGGACAAGGAGGACAAAAGAGAGGGAGAGAAGAUAGAAAAUGUUAAAGAGAAACUGGUAGAAAAAACGCACUGAAAGAAGCUGCAGAAACGAACUGGUUAGAUACUUUAGAGGAGAAAUUAUGCCAAGACUAGAAUUUGUAGCCCUCUCCUUCCCUCAACAAUGGGCACACAGGCUCAAUAUUUCCUGUGAGAAAAGUUUAACUUGAGUUUAUUAAAAGUACAAUAAAUCAAAAGAAAAUUGUGACACGUUAACUCCACUAAGGGUUGCCACUGGAGACAUUUCAUGUACAGUGGGUACGGAAAGUAUUCAGACCCCCUUAAAUUUUUCA
Messenger RNA from Monopterus albus (swamp eel), 1803 nucleotides. It is a transcript of the gene mboat7, whose product is annotated as membrane bound O-acyltransferase domain containing 7. The transcript has 9 exons. The record is from RefSeq and is a predicted model, not a curated record. NCBI's taxonomy places the organism in Eukaryota, Metazoa, Chordata, Actinopteri, Synbranchiformes, Synbranchidae. The coding region runs from base 120 to 1547 and encodes 475 amino acids. Gene Ontology annotation, cellular component: membrane; mitochondria-associated endoplasmic reticulum membrane contact site. Gene Ontology annotation, biological process: lipid modification; phosphatidylinositol biosynthetic process. Gene Ontology annotation, molecular function: lysophospholipid acyltransferase activity.